This is a messenger RNA of Vicugna pacos (alpaca), 1114 nucleotides long. RefSeq names its product fibronectin type III domain containing 9 (gene FNDC9). NCBI's taxonomy places the organism in Eukaryota, Metazoa, Chordata, Mammalia, Artiodactyla, Camelidae. The record is from RefSeq and is a predicted model, not a curated record. Gene Ontology annotation, molecular function: protein binding.
GGGAGAAGGCACCAUUCCUUCAGCUGUGGACCACUCUGCCUCUGAGGGCUGCGUUCUAACCGGAUCCACUGCGAGCAUCAGAAUCGAGAUGAACAUCGAGGUUGGGAACGUUUCUUACACGGGAGCCAUCAUUUCCUGGUCGUCCUCGGAGCCCUGCCUGGAGGACUAUUACCAUAUUAUGUACAGGCCCAAUUGGAACAGCAUCUUCUCUGGCUAUCUUCGCUACAGCUUCCACCACGAGGAGAAGGUGCCUCGAACAAUCAGCUCUGUGGUGCUGGAACACCUCACCCCUUCCACUCUCUACUUCCUGUGCAUCAGCUGCAAGAAGAUUCUCUUCCCUUACAGACACUACUGCACCAUGUUCCACACCCUGGAUAAGAGUCCGCUGGCUGCUGGAAGCUCCCUGGUGGACCCCCAAAUCUCCCUUUGGGUGCUGAUGGCCAUCCUGCUGGCCUGCUUCACGGCCGUCUUAGCCUUCAUCUGCCUCCAGUUCUGGUGCAUCCGCUGCCACGAGCCUCGAUGGUCUUACAGAGCCGGCCACAUGGAGGAAGCCAACGGGCUGGUGAGAUGGCCAGAGGAAGCCCCCGCUCUGGGUCAGGGGGAGGAAGACCUGCAGGGGCUCCCCCUGGUGGAACUGCCGCGCAAGAACUCCGGAGCCGAGGCAGAACCCGAAGCCGCAGCCGCCGCCGCCCCCGAAGCCGACCAGGAUGCCCCCGACCUGGAUGCCUUGCAAAGAGAGAAGGGUGACCAUCCCGUGGUAGUGCCUCAUUUCGGGGAGUGAGAGGUCGGGAGGAGGCAGCCCGCGUUACGUAGCUUAAAGCCCUCCAGGCAGUAGGUCUUCUGUAAAAAAAGCACCUGUAGACUCCCCAUGUGUCUCCCCUCAAACGUCAGUGCCCUUGCAGUCAUCUGGUUGGACAAAUGCCCUUUGACAGAGCUUCUCGAGCACACACCGCCCGGGUGUGCCAAGAGAGGAACACGGUAUCUCUGAGGAGUGCCCAUUUUGGGGGAGGGGGCUCAGUGAGGAAUUAAAGGCAUUAUUUAAACAUUAAAACAACCAUAAACCCAUUAUGGCGUAGAAAGUAGAAGCUGCAUGACUUAAAGAAAAGCCAACACU